Xiphophorus couchianus (Monterrey platyfish) is the source of this 639-nucleotide messenger RNA. Its product is annotated as tetraspanin-1-like. Gene Ontology annotation, cellular component: membrane. The transcript is spliced from 7 exons. Bases 88 to 579 code for a protein of 163 amino acids. The record is from RefSeq and is a predicted model, not a curated record. NCBI's taxonomy places the organism in Eukaryota, Metazoa, Chordata, Actinopteri, Cyprinodontiformes, Poeciliidae.
GAAACGUUUCUCUGCAGACGGUUUAAACUCAACAUCACUUCUGUUCUCUCUGCCUUCCAACUGUCUAGUCAAAGUAAAACAGAAAGUAUGGGGAAAAUUAACGGAUGCCUGAAAGUUUUGUUCAUCAUCUUCAAUUCUUUGUUUACAUGUUUUGGGGCCUUGAUGAUGUACGGUUUAGGACGCAUCGCGACCAACGGAUACCAGAUGGGAGGAACGGGCAGCCUGAACAUGAUCACAGGUUGGAUUUUUGCCGUUGGCGUUGUUGGGAUCUCCUUGCUUGGGAGCCACGGAGCUUGCACUGAGAAUAAAUGCUGCCUCACGGCUUUUGCAGUUUUCAUGGGGAUCGGAUUGGUCCUCAUGCUAAUCUUUGGAGUCGCUGCCAUUGUUUUAAAAAAACAGUAUUGCAGUGAAGCUGAGGGGAAAUGUGAAGCCGAGCUUCUCUUCAACAUUAGCAUUGGGGUCAAUUUUGGAUUUGCUUUCGUUGCUAUGAUGGGUUUGAUCAUUUCCACUAACAUGAUUAAUCAGAUCAGUCGUCACGACAACGCUGCAGCGCCAGCUAUUGCAAUGAGGACGUAUUGACCAAUCAAGUCGAGUCUUGAUGGGUUUUAUGGAAUGAUGGAAGAAUAUUGUUGAGGUUUU